Molecule: messenger RNA, 1881 nt
Organism: Letharia lupina
Lineage: Eukaryota; Fungi; Ascomycota; Lecanoromycetes; Lecanorales; Parmeliaceae
Exons: 2
Coding region: 1-1881 (626 amino acids)
Biological process (GO): positive regulation of translation; nuclear-transcribed mRNA catabolic process, nonsense-mediated decay
Cellular component (GO): cytoplasm; nucleolus
Molecular function (GO): mRNA binding
Source: RefSeq, a predicted model, not a curated record
AUGACCUCGCCAAUUUCAGCUCCCCGUGUUACCAUAGCUCGACCCGCUCGCUCAAAUGGAGUACUCUCAAUCCCAGCAUCUGCCACGCAGAAAAGAAGUGGACCAGACUCAGAAGGAUUGAUGUCGAAGCCGGCGACCACGAGGCUAAAACUCAUCGUAAGACGGCUUCCACCAGGCUUGACACAGGCGGAAUUCGAAGAAGCUCUUGGGGAUGAUUGGAAAGUCAACGGAGGCAAGCUACUCAGUCCUGCCAAACCCUCGCGGCCCAGCCGUGCAUACCUGCACCUGACGAAGCAAGAUCAUCUAAAUUUACUCUCUGAGCAUGUCCGAAAUACCAACUUUAUUGAUGCGAAGGCUUCUUCCAAAGACCCUGCGUUACUUGGACCGCCAUCAGUCGAAUUUGCGCCCUAUGGUCGUGUCCCUAGCAGCAGGCCGCGCAAAGACGCUCGUCAAGGCACGAUCGAUCAAGACCCCGAGUUUAUGGAUUUCCUUCAAAGCUUGACCAAUCCUCCUGCAAAAGCUGUCCACACGGAUCAAGAGAAUGGCGGUGUAGGAAAAGUCAAGGACAAGGUCACCACAACCCCUCUAAUUCAAUUCCUCAAGGACAAGAAAGCCAAUAAGGGCAAAGAGAACGCUACGGCCCCGAAAGGCGCCAAACAUUCACGUCAAGACUCCAAAGAUAGCAAGUCCGCUGCGGUUGCAGAUUCCAAGAAUGCCACCGGCAAUGUUACGGCGUCUUCUCCGAAGAAGCGCAGCGCACAAGCUGUCAAAGUUGAACAGGCUGCUCGUGAUGCUGUUAAAGUGUUGAACAAACAAGCAGCAACUGCAAAGCAAGGAAACGUAUCCCCCAGCCCAUCGAAAACCGUUCCUGCUCCAACAAAUCCUGCUGUGACGCCGAACAGCACAGCCAAUGCUGCACUCGCCGACAAGAAGCGCGAACGUGGGAAUGCUAGUGCCGCAGCGAAAAUACUACAGCGAGAUCUGGGCUUAGGUGGACAUCCUGGUGGCCGAGGUGGAAGACGAGGUCUCCUCGGUAAUGUAGUGAACAGACCUACGCCUGGGAAUGCUUCGCCUGCUGCAAAGGCUCCAGGAACUACACAAACCACACAGCCAGCCAUUUCUACGACUGGAAAUUCUGCAGCGACAUCUACGGAUGCAAUCGAUGUUUCGGUUGCUCCUGUUCCAGAUGCAGUGCCACCGCCAGCCCGCAAUCUGCCACCUUCAGGGCCAGCGGCUUCAAGAGGCCCAACCAAGGCUUCUGCAUCUAUGCGCGCCACUCCUUCAGGAACCGGUCCAGCCUUCUCAAAGCCCACAGCGCCUCCCUCGACCGCUACACAAGCAUUCCUCAAGCAUGCAAACCCGUCUCAAGGGAUUACUGAACCUUUGCUAGAUGAAGCAUUCGCAGUCUUUGGCGCAAUCAAUAAGGUGGAGAUAGACAAAAAGAAAGGCUUUGCAUACGUGGACUUUGUAGAACCCGAAAGCUUGCAGAAAGCCGUCAAGGCAAGUCCAAUCAAGGUGGCCCAAGGUCAAGUGGUGGUGCUUGAGCGGAAGACUGGCCCUACAUUGCAAGCUAGGAAUGUGAGGGGAGGUGGGCCGAUGCUGGGGAAUCGUGGAGGAGGGAUACCGGUAGGAAAUAGAGGGGGAGGGAUGCCAGUGGGUAACCGAGGCGGAUCUAUGAGGGGGAGAGGCGGAUUUGGCAGAGGAGGGAAUAAUUUCCCAAACGCCAACAACGCGAAAGGCACGAACGCAACAGCAACGACAGCAACGACAGCUUCAACUCCUGCAUCCAACGCUUCGACGACGUCGGCAGCGCAACCAGCAACCGAAAGCGCUUCCUCCCAUCCGGCGGCUCAAUCAUCUGAUGCAAGCACAACUUCUUAG